This is a messenger RNA of Sceloporus undulatus (fence lizard), 12707 nucleotides long. RefSeq names its product utrophin (gene UTRN). NCBI's taxonomy places the organism in Eukaryota, Metazoa, Chordata, Lepidosauria, Squamata, Phrynosomatidae. The transcript has 73 exons. Gene Ontology annotation, cellular component: plasma membrane. Gene Ontology annotation, molecular function: zinc ion binding; protein binding. The coding region runs from base 114 to 10601 and encodes 3495 amino acids. The record is from RefSeq and is a predicted model, not a curated record. Gene Ontology annotation, biological process: synaptic signaling.
UUGGUUUGUUUCCAUCUCAGGUUUUGAUUUCAAAGGAGGCAGGCGUGUGGGAGUAUAUGCAAAGCUUUUAAAUAAUUCUAUGUUGGAACUUGGACUCCGGUGGGGGGAAAAACAUGGCGAAAGUUUUGGAUGUCGAGGAAGGACAUGAAGGAGGUCACAAUGAGUUUAGCAACAUCAUUAAAUCUAGAUCUGAUGAACACAAUGAUGUGCAAAAGAAGACCUUCACAAAAUGGAUAAAUGCUCGCUUUUCAAAGUGUGGAAAGCUGCCAAUAAAAGAUAUGUUCACAGAUCUCAGAGAUGGCAGAAAACUUUUGGAUCUCUUGGAGGGACUGACAGGGAAUCCACUGCUGAAAGAACGUGGAUCGACAAGAGUCCAUGCUUUGAAUAAUGUCAACAAAGUACUUCAGGUGUUACAUCAGAACAAUGUGGAGCUCGUAAACAUAGGAGGGACUGACAUUGUUGAUGGAAAUCACAAACUGACUCUUGGGUUGUUAUGGAGCAUAAUUUUGCAUUGGCAGGUCAAAGAUGUCAUGAAGGAUAUAAUGUCAGAUCUACAGCAAACAAACAGUGAAAAAAUCCUGUUGAGUUGGGUGCGACAGUCAACGAGGCCUUAUAGUGAGGUCAAUGUUUUGAACUUCACAACAAGCUGGACAGAUGGGCUUGCCUUCAAUGCUGUGAUCCAUAGGCACAAACCUGAGCUGUUUGGCUGGGGAAAAGUAAGCAAAAUGACUCCAACUGAAAGACUAGAACAUGCCUUCAACAUAGCCAAAAAUUACCUGGGGAUAGAAAAAUUGCUAGAUCCCGAAGAUGUUGCAGUACAACUUCCAGAUAAGAAAUCCAUUAUUAUGUACUUGACUUCCUUGUUUGAGGUCCUUCCUCAGCAAGUUACUAUGGAAGAUAUUCAAGAAGUAGAGACUCUACCAAGAAAAUACAGAAAAGAAUGUGAAGAAGGGGAUAUACAGAGUUCCACAUCAGAAGAGGACUAUGGGGGUUCAAGAGCAGAAACCCCCAGCACCGUGACAGAGGUGGAUAUGGACUUGGAUAGCUACCAAGUAGCUCUGGAAGAAGUUCUCACAUGGCUUCUCUCUGCUGAAGAUACAUUCCAAGAGCAAGAAGAUAUAUCUGACAAUGUUGAAGAAGUCAAGGAACAAUUUGCUACACAUGAAGCUUUUAUGAUGGAAUUGACUGCACACCAAAGUAGCGUGGGCAGUGUGCUUCAAGCUGGCAACCAGCUGAUUGCCCAGGGCAAUCUAUCAGAGGAGGAAGAAAGUGAAAUCCAAGAACAGAUGACCUUGCUGAAUUCUAGAUGGGAGGCUCUCAGAGUGGAAAGUAUGGAUCGACAGUCACACCUCCAUGAUGUAUUGAUGGAACUACAGAAGAAGCAAUUGCGGCAGCUGUCUGACUGGUUGACUGAGACAGAAGAGCGCAUUCAAAAGAUGGAAUCUCAGGGCUUCGUGGGAGACUUGGAGGCCUUUCAGCAGCAGAUGGAUGAACAUAAAGGGCUACAAAAUGAUCUUGAAGCAGAGCAGGUUAAAGUAAACUCUUUGACUCACAUGGUCGUCAUUGUUGAUGAAAACAGUGGGGAGAGUGCAACAGCUGUCCUAGAGGAACAACUACAGAGGCUCGGUGAACGUUGGACAGCAGUUUGUCGCUGGACUGAAGAACGGUGGCUCAAACUACAAGAGAUUAAUAUCUUAUGGCAGGAAUUGUUGGAAGAGCAGAGCUUAUUGAAGGCCUGGCUAAUUGAAAAAGAGGAGGCUUUGAACAAAGUACAAACCAGCAACUUCAAAGAUCAAAAAGAGCUUGGUGUGAAUGUUCGAAAGCUGGCAGUUCUGAAAGAAGAUAUGGGAAUGAAACGCCAGACAUUAGAACAGCUGAAUGAGGUGGCCCAGGACGUGACACAACUCUUAAACAACAAGAAGGCACUGAAAAAAAUUGAUAGUGAUUUGGAAGAGCUAACACAGAGGUGGGACAGCGUAGUUCAGAAGCUUGAGGAUUACUCUAAUCAGGUUGCUCAGGCAGCUGCAAAUGUGGGGAUGUCCCAGAUUUCACAGAAGUUUGUCAAAGAAGCAGUCAUUGUUAAAGAGCAGAAAACAGUUAAACACUUCAAACAAGAACAGUCUCCUCCAUCCAUGUCUCCUCCAAAGAAAAGACAAGCCUGCUUGGAUACUGAAAUGAAGAAAAAGCUUGAUUCUGAAAUUGCUGAGCUGUUGAACUGGAUUUUAAAAUCAAAAGCUGCCAUUCAGGCCAUAGAGAUCAAAGAGUACAAGAAGAUGAGAGAGACUUUGGACAUGAAAGAGAAGCUGAAGGAAAUAGAAAAAGAAAGGGCUGAAAAAAAGAGAAUCCUGAAUGAACUGAACCAGACUGUACAACAUUUGCUGGAUUCAAUGGGAAAAGAAGGCCUUCCUACUGAAGAUGUAACAAAUGAGUUAGAGCAGCUGUUGGCAGAGUGGAAAGGGGCAGAUUUGCACUUGGAGGAAGCAGCAAGAAAAAUGCAGUACCAGAAUGAAGUAAAUGUAUAUUUUAGGGAACUGGAUGAGCUUGACAAAACUGUAAAUGAAAAAGAAUUAUGGCUGAAAGACAACUCUACUAUAUCACCUCAACAGCAACCUUUGAUAAAUCAAAAGGAGGCUUGCCAGGGGCAACUCACUCACCUAUUAAAUUUGACUCCUCAAAUGGAAGAUCUUAAAACCAAAUGCAGAGCUCUCUUAUCCCAGCCUGCUGCUCCAAACUUCAUUGAAGAUAGCCUCAACUCUUUGGCUGACCGAUUCAGUUCUGCCCAGCAGAAGCUGGAGAUUCUUCUGAAGCAGCUGAAGAAAGAAUUUGAAAGUCAACCUUCUAAUGAUUAUUUGGAUGCUCUGAAAAAACUGAAAGAUGAGCUGAAUGAAUUGGAAAGCAAGGUGCAGUCUAUCAUGAAAACAAUUAAUGAUUUUAAUAAAGUUGAGAAAGCGCUACAAGAGACAAAGACAGUUUGUGAAACUCUAGAAAAUCAGAAAAGAAUGGUAGAUAAACUUGCAGCAGACACACAAGGCUUAGAGAAACAUAUUCCUGCUGAAAAAUCAAAGCUCUACAAGCAAGAAUUCAAAUGCUUGCAGGGAUAUAGGGAUAAGCUAAAGAUGAAAAUUUCUAAGGAUGUUCAUCUAUUGGAAGAAAUCAUUUCCAAAUUGAGAAUAUUUGAGGCUGAUGCAAAACUGGUUCAAAAGUGGUUGGAUGGUGUGAAAGACUUCUUAAUGAAAGAACAGUCUGUCCAAAGGGAUCCUGAAGGUCUUCAAAGGCAGCUUGAUCAAUGCAUGCUGUUUGUUAUUGAAAUGGAAAAGACAGAGUUGUCCUUAAAAGAGAUGAAAGAAAUAGACUCUGCUUUAAGAGGCCAGCCUGUCAGUAACUGGGUGAAAUCUAAACUGGCAGGUGUCCAGUCGCAGUGGGAGAAACUGAGCAAGCAGAUCAUUAGUCAGAAAAAUCAAUUAUCUGAGAGUCAAGAAAAAGCUGUAAACCUCAAAAAGGAUUUGGCAGAGAUGCAAGAAUGGAUGGCUCAGGCUGAAGAAGAGUAUUUGGAGAGAGAUUUUGAGUACAAGAGUCCAGAUGAGUUGGAGAAUGCUGUGGAGGAAAUGAAGAGAGCAAAAGAAGAUGUGCUGCAGAAGGAAGUGCGAGUGAAAAUUUUGAAAGACAACAUUAAGAUGUUAGCUGCUAAACUGCCAUCUGGUGGCCAGGACUUAGCAACUGAGCUUAACCUGGUAUUGGAGAAUUACCAGCAACUUUGCAACAGGAUUCGAGGGAAAUGUCACACUUUGGAGGAAGUGUGGUCUUGCUGGAUAGAGCUGUUACACUAUUUGGAUCUGGAAACAGCCUGGCUGAAUACUUUGGAAGAGAAAAUGAAAUGCACUGAAAAUUUACCAGAUAAAGUGGAAGCUGUCAAUGAUGCUCUUGAGUCACUGGAAUCUGUCCUGCGGCAUCCUGCGGAUAAUCGGACUCAAAUUCGGGAGCUUGGCCAAACAUUGAUUGAUGGAGGGAUCCUUGAUGAAAUUAUCAGUGAAAAAUUGGAGGCUUUCAAUGCUCGCUAUGAAGAAUUAAGCCAUGUGGCAGUGAGCAGACAGAUUUCCUUGGAACAACAGCUUCAAAUGAUGCGGGAAACUGAGCACAUGUUACAAGUUCUCCAAGAAAGUUUGAAGGAUCUGGAUAAGCAGCUAACGUCAUACUUGACUGAUAGAAUAGAUGCCUUUCAAAUGCCACAGGAGGCACAGAAAAUCCAAGCUGAGAUUGCUGCCCAUGAAUCUACCUUGGAAGAGCUAAAAAAGAAUGUGCGGUCAUGGAUGCCAGCUGUCCCAGAAUGCAGAUCUCCUCGUGGUGGGUCACAACUGGAUGCCUUACAGAGAAAACUCCGGGAAGUAUCUACAAAAUAUCAACUAUUCCAGAAGCCAGCAAAUUUUGAGCAACGUAUGUUGGAUUGCAAACGGGUUCUGGAUAAUGUAAAGGCUGAACUCCACGUUUUGGAUGUGAAGGACAUUGACCCAGAUAUAAUUCAAUCUCAUUUCGAUAAGUGCAUGAAACUCUACAAGACCCUUAGUGAAGUAAAGCUUGAAGUGGAAACUGUUAUCAAAACAGGAAGACAAAUUGUACAGAAACAACAGACUGACAAUCCUAAGAGCAUGGAUGAACAACUGACUGCACUGAAAUUUCUUUAUAAUGAUUUGGGAGCACAGGUCACUGAAGGGAAGCAAGAUCUAGAACAGGCACUGCAAUUGUCAUGCAAAUUAAAGGAUGUAUCUUUCUCCUUGGCGAAAUGGCUGGAGGCUACUGAGGCUGAGUUAGUACAGAAGUCGACUUCAGGAAGUUUACUUGCUGAUUUGGACACUGAAAUUGCAUGGGCGAAGAAUGUGCUGAGAGAACUGGAAAGGAAGAAAGUUGAUCUUAACACUGUAACAGAGAGUAGUGCUGUCCUCCAGACCUUAGUGGAAGGCAGUGAGACGUCUUUGGAGGAAAAAGUCUGCAUUCUUAAUGCUGGUUGGAGUAGAGUCCGAACAUGGACAGAAGAUUGGUACAACACUCUUUUGAAUCACCAAAGUCAAUUGGAGAUUUUUGAUGAGACUGUUGCGCACAUAAGCACUUGGCUUUACCAAGCUGAAGCCCUGCUGGAUGAGAUUGAGAAAAAGUCAGCCAGUGAGAAAGAAGAGACAGUGAAGCGCCUGACAUCAGAGUUGGAUGAUGUUAGUCUCAGAAUUGACAGUGUGCGUGACCAAGCUGUUAUCCUGAUGAAUAGCCGUGGUGUGUCGUGCCGUGAGCUUGUAGAGCCCAAAUUAGCUGAACUGAACAGGAACUUUGAGAAAGUAUCACAGCAUAUCAGAAGUGCUAAGAUGUUUUACAGUCAAGAAGGCCAUAAAAUAUUUGUCAAGCAAGAGUUCUAUGAACCUUCUGUGGCUUCUACAGACCUUGAUAAAUUUGAAUGUGAGUUACACGACAUGCUGAAUAUGGUGGAGAAGCACAUGGAAUCAAAAGAAGAUGAUGAAAAGCUGGAUGAAGAGAGAGCUCAAAUUGAGGAAAUUUUACAAAAAGGUGAGCAGUUGUUACAACAGCUUACAGAAGACAGCAGGCGAGAGAAUAUUCGUUUGAAGCUUUUGCUCCUGCAGACCAGACAAAGCAGUAUUAAGGAGCUCAGAUUGCUACAAAGAAGGCAAGAGGUAGAAGCCUCACCUUCAUUCUCCCCAUAUAAUACAAGCAAAGAAAGCCAUUCACAUUGGCUGAAUGAGACUGAUGGAAACCUUUCCAGACUACAGAAAUCAGAAGAUGAGGGGAAGUUUCAGGAAGCCCCAGAAAGAAUCCAAGGUCCUAAUUUAUCAACAAUCAGGGUAUCUCCGUUCCCUGCAGAAUACUUGGUAGAAAUUAACAAGAUUUUGCUGGCUAUAGCUGAUUCUGAGCUCUUGCUAAAUGCUCCUGAACUUCAUUCUGGUGCUUUUGAGGAUUUCUCUACUCAAGAAGAUUCAUUAAAGAACAUAAAAGACAUGUUGGACAAACUUGGUGAUCAGAUUGCAAUUAUUCAUGAAAAACAACCGGAUGUUAUACUGGAAGCAUCUGGACCUGAAGCUAUACAAAUAGGAGACUCGCUAACACAGCUGAAUGCAGAAUGGGACAGAAUUAAUAGGAUGUAUAAUGAUCGCAAAAGUUGCUUUGAUAAGUCUGUGGAAGAGUGGAGGCAGUUCCAUUGCGAUCUCAAUGAUCUAUCACAGUGGUUAACAGAAGCGGAAGGUUUGCUGGCUGAAGCCCAUGCUGCAGAUGGAAACCUGGAUAUAGAUACAGGAAGGAUACACCAGCAGGAACUUGAAGAAGGAGUCAGCAGCCAUCAGGCCAGCUUUUCAGCACUGAACAGAACAGGGGAAGGAAUCAUACAGAAACUCUCCACUACAGAUGGAAGCUUCUUGAAAGAGAAACUAGCAGGGUUAAAUAAACGCUGGAAAGCCACCACUGCUCAAGUCAUGGAAAGACAACAGAGAUUGAAAAUGGAAAAUCAACAAUUAAUAGACUUCACAAGAAAGCUAGAAGAAUUUAGUUGCUGGGUAGAAAACGUAGAAAAUGCCCUGGGUGAGAAACCUACAGUCAGCCAUGAAGAAAAUCUGCGAGAAUUAAUGGGCCUGAUUGAGGAGAUAGAUGUGCAAGGAGAGAAACUUAAAUGGCUAAACAGAAGUGAACCAGAUGUGCUCUCAAAUAAAAGCAUUGGGCCUCCAGAAAGAGAAAAUAUUUCUGAAAGACUGAGGUUCCUGAAUAUUAGGUGGAAAAAGUUGUUCAGAGAAGCACCCAACAGAGUGAGAGAACUGGAGACACAUGUUCAUCAGCUCCAUCUUGUGCCACAGGCAAAGCCUCCUGGGUACCCUGUUCUCCAAAAGAUGGUGCUAGUGUCCUCUGGCUCUGAAAGCAUCACUCAAAUGCCACAGACUUUGGAAAUCUCUGCACCUGCUGAUCUCAAUAAAACUACAACAGAACUGGCUGACUGGUUGGCAUUGAUUGACCAGAUGCUGAAGUCCAACAUAGUUACUGUGGGAAAUGCUGAGGAAAUCAAUCGGACAAUUGCACGUAUGAAAAUAACAAAGGAAGAUUUAGAGCAUCGGCAUCCCCAGUUGGAUUCUGUGUUUACUUUGGCACAGAAUCUGAAAAACAAAACAUCAAGUUCUGAUGUGAGGACAGCAAUCACAGAAAAAUUGGAGAAAUUGAAGAAUCAAUGGGAUAAUACUCAGCAUGGGGUGGAAGUACGCCAACACCAGUUAAGACGCAUGCUUUCUGACAGCAUGAAGUGGGAUGACCUGAAACAAGAAAUGGAGAACCUAAUUGGACAAUAUGAGAUACAUCUUCAUGCUCUUUUACAAACACCCAAAGAAAAACUUACUAAGCAAAUCUCUGAAAACAAAAUAUUGAUACAAGAUCUAGACAAAGGUGAUGCCAAGAUGAAUCCAUUCAAUGAUCUUUCAAAUAAACUUCUUCAAGAACACAGUAGUGAUGACACAAGAAAAGUAAAGGAAAUUAUGGAUCAUUUGAAUACAUCAUGGAUUAAUUUGAAACAAAGAACCGUUAAUAGGCAGAAUGCUUUGGAAGCUGACCUGAAAACAGUACAUGCCUUGCUCAAAGACCUUGAAAAUUUUCUCAAGUGGUUACAAGAAGCAGAAGCUACUGUUAAUGUCCUUGCAGAUGCAUCACAACGGGAACCUGCUCUUCGGGACAACUCUUCAGGAAGGGAACUGAAAAAGCAGAUGGAGGAUAUUCAGGCUGAAAUUGAUGCCCACAAUGAUAUCUUCAAGAGCAUUGAUGGAAAUAGACAGAAGAUGGUGAAAGCCUUAGGAAACUCUGAUGAGGCUGCACUGUUACAACAUCGUAUUGAUGACAUGAAUCAACGCUGGAAUGACCUGAAAGCAAAGUCUGCCAGUAUCAGAGCUCACUUAGAAGCAAGUGCAGAGAAAUGGAACAAGUUGCUCAUAUCACUGGAAGAGCAUAUCAAGUGGCUGAAUCUGAAAGAUGAAGAUUUAAAGAAACAGAUGCCUAUUGGUGGGGAUGUUCCAACUGUACAACAGCAGUAUGACCACUGCAAAGCACUCAGGCGUGAACUGAAAGAUAAAGAACAAGCCAUUCUAAAUGCUGUGGAUCAAGCACGAGUUUUCCUUGCUGAUCAGCCAAUUGAAGGCCCUGAAGAACCAAGGAAAAACUUACUUUCAAAGUCAGAGUUGACCCCUGAAGAAAAAGCCCAGAAGAUUGCCAAAGCAAUGCGUAAGCAGUCUGCGGAAGUGAAAGAGAAGUGGGAAAACCUCAGCUCCUGUGCCAACAGUUGGCAGAAGCAAGUCGAAAAGGCACUAGAAAAGUUGAAAGAUUUGCAGUGUUCUAUGGAUGACCUAGAUGCUGACUUGAGAGAUGCAGAGAAUGUGCGGAAUGCUUGGAAACCUAUUGGAGAGGCAUUGACUGAUUCAUUCCAGGAUCACAUUGAUAAAACAACAGCAUUUAGAGAAGAAAUUGCACCAAUCAGCUUGAAAGUUAAAGCUGUCAACGAUUUAUCCAGUCAGCUCUCUCCACUUGAUCUCCACCCAUCCUUAAAGAUAUCACGGCAACUUGAUGAUCUCAAUAUGCGCUGGAAACUUUUAGAGGUAUCUUGUUCUCUUCAGUGGAUUGGGGAAUAUGCCCAUUUGAUGCUUUUCUCUUGCAAUAUGAAUCGAUCCUUUAUUGGUUUAUUUAUUCUCUUAGAUAUUUCACACCCUGCUUUGCAGCUGGAAAACUUUCCAGAUAAGUUUAUGUACAGCUGUCUCAAAGUGAAGUAUUCUGUACCCUCAUAUUUUCUCAUUCUUCAGGCUGUGCAUAGAGAUGAAGGAAUUGACUCUGUUCAGCUACCGUGGCAGAGGUCAGUGUCACAUAACAAAGUUCCAUACUACAUCAAUCAUCAGACGCAGACAACCUGCUGGGAUCACCCUAAAAUGACUGAACUCUUCCAGUCAUUAGCUGAUUUAAACAACGUACGUUUUUCUGCUUACCGUACAGCCAUAAAAAUCCGGAGACUACAAAAGGCAUUGUGUCUGGACCUACUGGACCUAAAUACUACAAAUGAAGCUUUCAAACAGCACAAAUUGACCCAAAACGACCAACUGCUAAGUGUUCAGGAUGUGGUCAGCUGUCUCACUACAAUUUACAGUGGAAUGCAAGAGAAGCACAAAGACCUGGUGAAUGUUCCUCUUUGUGUAGAUAUGUGUCUCAAUUGGCUGCUGAAUGUUUAUGACACUGGCAGGACUGGAAAAAUCAGAGUGCAGUCUUUGAAGAUUGGCUUGAUGUCUCUUUCUAAGGGUCUUCUAGAGGAAAAAUACAGAUAUCUUUUUAAGGAAAUAGCUGGGCCUACAGAAAUGUGUGACCAGAGACAGCUUGGCCUCUUGCUUCAUGAUGCUAUUCAAAUCCCACGGCAGCUUGGGGAAGUAGCUGCUUUUGGAGGCAGCAAUAUUGAACCCAGUGUCCGCAGCUGUUUCCAACAGAAUAAUAAUAAGCCAGAAAUCGGUGUGAAACAUUUCAUAGACUGGAUGCACCUGGAGCCUCAGUCAAUGGUAUGGCUGCCUGUUCUACACAGAGUAGCAGCUGCAGAAACAGCAAAACAUCAGGCCAAGUGCAACAUCUGCAAGGAAUGCCCAAUUGUUGGCUUUAGGUAUCGGAGCCUGAAACAUUUCAACUAUGAUGUCUGCCAAAGCUGUUUUUUUUCUGGACGUACAGCAAAGGGCCACAAGUUACAUUAUCCAAUGGUGGAGUAUUGCAUACCAACAACAUCAGGAGAAGAUGUACGAGAUUUCACUAAAGUGCUAAAGAAUAAGUUCCGGUCAAAGAAGUAUUUUGCUAAACACCCACGGCUUGGAUAUCUACCCGUGCAAACAGUCUUAGAAGGUGACAAUUUGGAGACACUGGCCCAGAUGGAACGGACCAAUGGUUCUUUGUUCACAGAUGGUAGCUCCACCACAGGAAGUGUGGAGGAUGAGCAUGCCCUUAUCCAGCAGUACUGUCAGACUCUGGGAGGGGAGUCACCUGUGAGUCAGCCACAGAGCCCAGCACAGAUCUUGAAGUCAGUAGAGAAAGAGGAACGAGGAGAACUGGAACGCAUCAUUGCAGAUCUUGAGGAAGAACAAAGGAUGCUACAGGUGGAAUAUGAGCAACUAAAGGAACAGCAUCUUCGAAAGGGUAUGAAUGUCCUGAGCUCACCCUCAGACUCAGCUAUAUCACCACAGCACACAUCUGAAGAUGCUGAACUCAUUGCAGAGGCCAAACUUCUACGGCAGCAUAAAGGUCGUCUUGAGGCUAGAAUGCAGAUUUUGGAAGACCAUAACAAGCAGUUGGAAUCUCAGCUUCACCGGCUACGACAGCUGCUUGAACAGCCUGAAACAGAUUCCAGAGUUAAUGGGGGUUCUUCCUGUGCUUCACCUCAGCAUUCUUCCCUCAGCUAUUCACUUGAGCAAGAUUCCAGUUCACAUUUUAAUCAAACAGGUGUAGAUGACUUGUUAGUCCCACCUCAUGAUACUAGCACAGAUCUAACAGAUGUCAUGGAACAAAUUAACAGCACAUUUCCAGCUUGCCGCACAAAUCUUGCUGGCAGAUCACAGGCCAUGUGACGUUUUCAUUCUGAAGACCACCUACUCUUCCUGGCAUCAACUACAGCCCUUUCCUACAAGUUUCAAGUUCCAGUAAUCGUACAGCUGCAUGGGACCUUGUAACAUACUGUUCAGCUCUGUGUGUUCUUAUUUCAAUUAAGAAAACACUUGAACUAUCCAAAGAUAAGGAUGUUGUGGUUUUAUAAUGUGUGUAUUUUUCCCUCCUCCUUCCCUCUCUAUGCAACUGUAAAUUAACAAACUGUGGAGUAUUUGGAAAUAGGUAUACAUAUGUCAUUGAUUUAUAUAAUAUGCAGUAUCAGAAAAGGGGGCACGGGUUUAUAUCCAUUCUUUUUUGAUAUUGCUAAAGUGAAUUGCAUACAGUUUGGAGCAAAGUGUUAAAUUUAUACAUUCCUUUCAGCUUUUGCAUUUCCUGUUUCAAGUAACUCCUCUUUUGACACAUAUACAGCUCUGCACAGGUUAUUUAUACUAAGCCUAACAGUUUAAAAAUGUGGAAAAUUUAUCAUAACGCUCCCAGUUAGUAUUUGACAAAUAACAUUUCUGGCUAUCAGUAUAACACACGAGAGUCUGUUUUGUUCCGGCUAACCUCAGCUGUAGUAACUGUUGGCACUAAAAUAGCGUUUUAAUGGUUUCUGUCUCCCAACUGAAUGUUGACUGAUCCUUUCCUUCAGACUUUGACUUUCAAUUGUGAGCUAAGCUGCAUUUUAACUCUAUACAGUCAUUCUGAGUAUAUUCCAUUUCAGAUUUCUACAAGGGAAAAUUGUCUACAUGGUCUAAUCGUGCCAAAUUUUGUCAAGUCUUUUGUGUAAAUCACCCAGUGGAAAGAAGAAGCUCCAAACUUGAAAUUGUUGUACAGUAUUCUCCUUUUGGAAUAGUAAUACACAAAGGAGCUGUGGCCACUUUAGUGGUAAGCUGUUCUGCCUUAAUGUCAGAAGGUUUGGCAGAAUAGCUUUCACCAGUACCAUCUCAUACAACUUUUGAAAUGGUUCUUAUAAUGUAUAUGUUUAAAGUUAAGGAAACCUGUGGAGAAUUCAAACACAGCUGAUGAUUAAUUGUUCCUUCACUGUGAAUUUGCAUGGGCAUUUACAGUCACUAUAAAACACUAAUUUGCUCAAUAGGUUACAUGUGUGAAAUAAAAUCUUUCAAGGAUCCAAAUGGUAUUGGGGGAAAAUCCACUCUGAUUGUUCAGAAAGUUAUGCCCAAUAACAAAGUGGCCAGACCUAAUGUUUUGCUGGUUUUCCACAUAAGGCCUAAGACAACGCUCAUAUUCCUAAUGAAGUUGUAGUAUGAGCUGUGAUUUGGCAGUGAAACUUAGUUCUCCUAAUGGCGUUGUCAUGAUGACCACUCACUUUGCCCAUGUCUUGCCUCUAAAGCAGAGCUAGCAAUAAUAAUAGUUAUGCCUGGAGAUAACUAUGAGUUUCAAAUUAGGUAAUAUAUGUUAAACACUCUGAUGACUUUAAGUGCUAUCUAAAUAAAAAGUAUUAUUUUUGAGGGGGGGGGGGGGGGGGGGGGGCUGCCAAAAGCAGGUAACAGAAAAGCAGGUGGAUUUUUCAUCUAGACAGAAAUAUAUUUUGGUAUAGAUAUUUUGAGAAGGAAGAAAAAUGUUUUGCAGAAAAGGAAAGCCAUGAUCACCUUUCUACCUCAACCUUUUUUUCUUUUUUUUUUUUUUUUAGGAUUUAGUUUUGGAAACAGCUCAAUGUUCUGGUUUGGCACAGUAAUUUCUUUUACCAGAUCACAUCAAAGUAAGGGAAAAGAAAACUAGCCCCCCUCUUUAUAAAAAUGCUUUAGCAGAAAAGAUCCCAGUAAUGGAAAUAAUGGCUUUUAUGUUAUGACUGAAAGGUUAUAUAUAUGAAUUGUUUUUUCUGCUUGUGUUUGUAUGCAAAUUCUGUCCUCUACUCUGCUGUCAAGUAAAAGCUACUUAAAAUAUUACAUUGUAAUAGUCUUCUUCUGAGACACUGAUAAAUAAAAUGAAUAUGUUGCAGUAACAUCUCAAAACAAAAAGUAUGUAGUUCUUUUGAAUUUUCUGGUAUUAAACUAUCACACUUCCCUUUUCUAAAUCUGGUUACAUGGUACGAAUUUCACUCUGAAUAAAAUUAAUUUUUAAGUGAA